CUAUAUCUAUCCUUUUCCAACACAUUAACACCCGACGAGUUCGCACAGUCCGUAGAUCAGGGAGCUGUCAGCCGGACAUUUUAACCUUGUUACUGCUUGUUACCUAAUAAAAUUCAGCUGAAAAUGUUGUCCAGAGCCUCCUUGUUAUCCGGGCAAAACCGCGCUUUAGUCGCGUUUGCAAGGGCAACUGGAACUACCCCUGCAAACAGUGCACCUGCAGCUGAUGCGGCAUCCGGCAGUGUAUCCCGACCUGUUCGUGGAGAGCCAGGCAAAGUCCGUAUGGGUUUCCUGCCUGAGGAAUGGUUCACAUUCUUCUACAAGAAGACUGGUGUCACUGGACCAUACACUCUUGGUGUCACUGUGAGCACAUACCUGAUCAGCAAGGAAAUCUAUGUGAUGGAACAUGAAUACUACUCUGGUCUGUCUCUGCUUCUGAUGAUCUAUCUUGGUGUCACUAAGCUGGGACCUUCCAUUGCCCAGUAUCUGGACAAGGAAAUUGAUGAUUAUGAGAGGAACUGGAACGAAGGACGCGUCAAUGAAAAGGAGGUCCUCCAGACCCAAAUCAAGGGUGAAGAAAAACUGCAGUGGUCCGCUGAGGGUCAGAACAUCCUCUCGCAAGCAAAACGCGAGAACGUUCAGCUGCAACUGGAGGCUGCGUACCGCGAGCGCAUGAUGAACGCGUAUUCCGAAGUUAAGAAACGCCUGGACUUCCAGGUCGAGAAGCAGGACAUUGAAAGGCGCGCCGCGCACAAGUGCAUGGUCGACUAUGUUGUCAAGAAGGUCAAGAGUUCCAUCACCCCCGACCAGGACAAAGCCAACAUCGACAAAUGCAUCGCUGAUCUUGCCGGUCUCGCAAAAGCUUAAUUAAGCGAGCUGGUCGGCCAGCUAGGAGAGUUACAAUUUAUAAAUAAAAAACAUUCUCUGUUAAGUUAAAUAUGUCCUAUUACUACAAAUGAAGAACAGCCCUGUAUGCUUAGAACGAAUAGCGCAUUUUCUUUGAAUGUAGUGUGAUCGGAAUAAAAAAACUUUAAAAUUA
This is a messenger RNA of Dalotia coriaria, 1036 nucleotides long. RefSeq names its product ATP synthase subunit b, mitochondrial (gene ATPsynB). The record is from RefSeq and is a predicted model, not a curated record. The transcript has 4 exons. Lineage: Eukaryota; Metazoa; Arthropoda; Insecta; Coleoptera; Staphylinidae. Bases 124 to 864 code for a protein of 246 amino acids. Gene Ontology annotation, molecular function: proton-transporting ATP synthase activity, rotational mechanism. Gene Ontology annotation, biological process: proton motive force-driven ATP synthesis.